Rosa chinensis is the source of this 1863-nucleotide messenger RNA. Its product is annotated as protein FAR1-RELATED SEQUENCE 5-like. Gene Ontology annotation, biological process: regulation of DNA-templated transcription. The transcript has 4 exons. NCBI's taxonomy places the organism in Eukaryota, Viridiplantae, Streptophyta, Magnoliopsida, Rosales, Rosaceae. The record is from RefSeq and is a predicted model, not a curated record. The coding region runs from base 1 to 1863 and encodes 620 amino acids. Gene Ontology annotation, molecular function: zinc ion binding.
AUGAAAGUUGUUCAGAACUUCAAUCUGAGUUCACCAGCUCAAGAAUCAGAAGAAAUGAUGCUGCCACCACGCGCAGCUCCGCCGUGGAAGGACACUUCUGGGAGUUCAGGAGGUGGAGGCGAGCUCGAGGAUGAAGUGGAUAUUCCUAUAUACCAACAAUUUGAAUUAUUUGAGACACAAGCUGGUGGGCAUGCAAAUGUUGGCUGCACUGAAAGAGAUUUAAGAAAUGCGGUGCGAGAUGAGAGAGAAGAAGUCAAGGGCCAUGACGUUGACAUUUUAUAUGAGCACUUCAAAGCUGAGCAAGAGAAGGAUCCAGAUUUCUUUUUUGAAUUUUAUACAGAUGAAGAAAACAGGCUGGUCAGAUGUUUAUGGGUUGAUUCAAUUGGAAAAAAAUCAUAUACAUAUUUUGGUGAUGUGGUUGUUUUUGAUACAACAUACAACACCAAUCGUUAUAAGAUGAUUUUUGCUCCAAUAGUAGGUGUGAACCACCAUGGGCAAACCAUUGUUUUUGGAUGUGCCUUUUUGAGCGAUGAGACAUUUGAUUCGUUUGUUUGGUUGUUGACUACAUGGCUUGCAGCAAUGCCCAAAAGUGCCCCGAAUGUUAUUAUCACCGAUCAAGAUCAAGCAAUUAGUAAGGCAAUUGCUCAUGUUUUGCCAAACACAUUUCACAGGUAUUGUGUGUGGCAUAUUUUGAAGAAAUUUCCAGAGAAGACUAAUGUAGCUUUUAUGCAAGAGUAUUAUCAACUUUUCAAGACAUGUAUAUGGGAUUCGGAGUGUCCAGAAGAAUUUGAAAAGAGAUGGUUUGAAGCAUUGGAAAAAAGUCAACAGACAAAUAAUGAAUGGUUAGAAAAGAUGUAUGAAUUGCGUGGUAGGUGGAUUCCAGCAUACGUUAAUAAAAACUUUUCAGCAGGGAUGUCAAGCAGUCAAAGAGUAGAAUCUGCACAUGCUUUCUUCAAGUGUUAUUGUGAUAAAGAAAACACCUUGAUGGAUUUUGUCACUCGUUUCAAUAGGGCGGUUGCUCAUCAGAGACAUGAAGAAUUGGUUGAAGACCAUAGAGAUUUGAAUGAGACACCUAACUUGAAAUUAGGGAUGCCAAUGGAGGUCCAAAUGGCUCAAUUGUAUACCAAAAAGUAUUUUCAGUACUUUCAAGCUCAGCUUCAUAAUGGUAAUGGUUAUAUCAUAAAUGCCGUAAUGGAAGAUAACAGUCGUUGUGUUUACAAGACUGAAAGGGUGUUUGCUCAAAACCUUAGGAUGCGGACGCUUGUAUAUGAUAAGAUAUCAAAAAUAGUGAUAUGCAGUUGUAAAAUGUUUGAGUUUGAAGGUAUUCCUUGCAGGCAUAUAUUGGCUCUAUUACGACUAAAGCAGAUUAUGGAAUUGCCAAAGGAAUAUAUUCUGCGAAGAUGGACAAGGUUUUCAAGAAUUUGUAGAGAUAGCUGCCAAGGGCAAGAUGGUGCAGAUAAUUCAUUAAUAAUGAGACACAAUGGUAUGUUCAAAAUUGCAUCCGGUUUAAUUGAUGAGGCGGCCAUUUCACUAGAAGGGACUGAACUUGUGCAAAAGGCAUUUGAAGGACUUAUGGAACAAAUUAAGAAACUAAAUCUUUCUAUUGGGCAAGCUUCUAUCAAAAAUUCCUCAGCGGGAACUUCUAGAGAGAAUCAUUUCCUAGAUCCUUCUCGAGUGAAGACUAAAGGUAGUGGAAAACGCAUAACAUCAUGGAGACACAGGAAAAGAAAAGUCAGACAUUGUUCUAAAUGUCAAAGUACUAAACAUACUAAGAAGACAUGCACAUUUGAUAGGUCAGAGAUUGUGGAAAAUGCUGUCAACAAAGCAUUGGGUGAACAAGAUUACUUGAUUGAUGAACUAUAA